Sesamum indicum (sesame) is the source of this 2501-nucleotide messenger RNA. RefSeq names its product Basic-leucine zipper (bZIP) transcription factor family protein. The record is from RefSeq and is a predicted model, not a curated record. Gene Ontology annotation, biological process: regulation of DNA-templated transcription. Gene Ontology annotation, cellular component: nucleus. NCBI's taxonomy places the organism in Eukaryota, Viridiplantae, Streptophyta, Magnoliopsida, Lamiales, Pedaliaceae. Gene Ontology annotation, molecular function: DNA-binding transcription factor activity.
CAUACCAGUCAUCGUCGUCCAUAUUUGUAGAGAGAGAAAGAGAAAACGAUUGUAGAGAGAGAAAAGAAAUAUAUAUACGUACAGAUAUUGUUAUAUAUUAUAUAUCUAUAAUCCGCACGCACUAUUACACGCAUAAAAACACGCAGUGGCUACACUUCUCCCCUGAAUGCGGCCGAUAACCUCUCGCUAACUGGCUCAGCUGAUGAGAAAUGUUUCAAUUAAGAUGGUUGUAUGAGGUGUGGAGCAGUGAAUAUCUUUGAUUUGCCAUCAGGUUGUCCGGAUUGAACUCUAUCCAAGCAGUGCAUAAAAUAAGUACAAGAGUUUUCAAAUUGAAGAAAUGGCUGGUGAUAAUGACGAAGCUAAUACACAAAGGCUUCAAUCUUCAUUUGGGACAUCAUCAUCUUCACUUCCUAAACAACAGCAACCCUUUUCCAUGAAUCAUCUAGACGUACCUCAGUUAAACAUGCCGCAAUUUCGUGGUCACAUUCGGCAGCUCUCACCCAACCCGGGUGUUGAAAUUUGUAGUAAAAGGGUUGGAAUUCCACCCUCUCAUCCACAAAUUCCUCCUAUUUCCCCUUAUUCCCAGAUCCCGGUUAACCGCCCCGGAAAUCAGCAAACAGGGUUGCAGAAUUUUAGUUCUAGUCCAGGGCCAUCGCACAGUCGGUCUUUGUCGCAGCCAUCAUUUUUUGCUCUUGACUCCUUGCCACCUCUGAGCCCUUCACCUUAUCGAGACUCACCUCAGAAUUCUAUUUCUGAUCAAGUUUUAGCUGAUGUGUCAAUGGAGGAUAAGGAUGGCAGCUCACAUUCAUUGUUGCCGCCCUCACCUUUCACAAGAGGUGCUUCCCUGAGGAUUGGUGAAAGUCUUCCUCCUCGCAAGGCUCAUAGAAGGUCCAACAGUGAUAUCCCAUUUGGAUUUGUGUCCAUGAUGCAGUCUUCGCCACCACUAAUACCGUUGAGAAGUCCUGGUGCAUUGGAUAGGUCGGCCUCCACAAGAGAGAAUUCAGGAGCUCAGCCGGUGCAGUUGGUUAAGAGAGAGUCUAGCUGGGAGAAAGGAGGAGAGAACAAUGCUGAAGGGAUGGGGGAGAGAAAAUCUGAAGGGGAAGUUGUUGAUGACCUAUUCUCUGCUUACAUGAAUUUGGACAACAUUGAUGCAUUCAACUCUUCUGGUACUGACGAGAAAUUGGGAAACGAGAAUCGUGAAGAUUUAGAUAGUAGAGCCAGUGGUACCAAGACAAAUGGAGGUGACAGCAGUGAUAAUGAAGCAACCAGUAGUGUCAAUGAGAGUGGGAGCAGUAUGCAAAGAGCAGGAGCCUCUUCACUGCCUGAAAAGAGGGAAGGGAUUAAAAGGAAUGCUGGGGGAGAUAUUGCUCCAACAACUAGGCACUACAGAAGUGUCUCCAUGGACAGUUUUAUGGGAAAGAUAAAUUUUGGCGACGAGUCACCCAAAUUGCCUCCUUCCCCUGGAACCCUUCCAGGUCAACUCUCGCCAACCAAUUCAUUAGAUGCAAACACUAAUUCUUUUAGCUUGGAGUUUGGGAAUGGUGAGUUUACUGGUGCUGAACUGAAGAAAAUUAUGGCAAAUGACAAACUUGCGGAGAUAGCAUUAAGUGAUCCCAAGCGGGCCAAAAGGAUCUUAGCCAACCGGCAGUCUGCUGCUCGGUCGAAAGAGCGAAAGAUGAGAUAUAUAGCAGAAUUGGAGCAUAAAGUCCAGACUUUACAGACUGAAGCUACCACAUUGUCCGCCCAACUUACUCUGCUUCAACGAGACUCUGCUGGGCUCACUAGCCAGAACAAUGAGCUGAAGUUUCGCUUGCAGGCCAUGGAACAACAGGCUCAACUCAGAGAUGCACUAAACGAAGCAUUGACAGCAGAAGUGCAACGUUUGAAGCUUGCAACUGCAGAGCUAAGUGGAGACACCUCAAAGUUUCAGCAGCUCUCAAUUAGCCCUCAGAUGUUCCAGUUACGCCAACAGCAGACACCUCAACUGAACAUGCAUCAAUUGCAGCAGCAGUCCCAGCAGUCAAACGGCAAUACAUCUGCAAAAAAUGAAUCAAACCAAUAGCUUAUGGGUGGUGUGCAAAUGCAACACCACAUCUGCAGAAGUUUAAAUUAAAGAAAUGGCUUUUGAUGGCACGGUGGCAUCAAAGGCUAUGAUGCCUUCUUACAAUUCAUUGGAACUACAUAUUUUUCAGCAGCUUUGACUUUUUUACUGAAUUGCAUUCAUUCAUUGGUUUUGCACCUCGAACUCAAACAUUGAGGUGCGGAGUCGAUAUGCUCUCUCCUCUUCUUGCGUCUACAAACUAUAGUUAUCUCAGAGCAUUCAUUCACUUGUGCUCUGGGAAAGAGAUUUGUGUCUAGUAAAUCUGUUCUGUUGGAUGGAUGAUUUCGUUUCAGUUUGUCAUCUUUUUUUUUUUUGUGUCAGAAUUUACUGGUGAUGUUAGUAUGUUACAUUUGUCUCUUGCUCUUGGACGAGCAGGUAAAUGCUAUUUAAGUUGUUAACA